Molecule: messenger RNA, 1469 nt
Organism: Talpa occidentalis (Iberian mole)
Lineage: Eukaryota; Metazoa; Chordata; Mammalia; Eulipotyphla; Talpidae
Gene: VAX2
Product: ventral anterior homeobox 2
Exons: 3
Coding region: 1-828 (275 amino acids)
Biological process (GO): central nervous system development; neuron differentiation; regulation of DNA-templated transcription
Molecular function (GO): DNA binding; DNA-binding transcription factor activity, RNA polymerase II-specific
Source: RefSeq, a predicted model, not a curated record
AUGGGCGAUGGGGGCGCGGAGCGCGACGGCGGCCCCCCACGCCGGGCUGAGGACUCCGGCGCUGAAGCCCGGGGCCGAAGCCCAAGGGAAGUUGCUGGGACCUCCGCCUGCAGCUCUGCGGGCUCCAGCGAGGGCAGCGCCGGCUGUGACCCGCAGCCCGGGCUUACUGGGACAGACCACUGCCGCCGCAUCCUGGUUCGAGAUGCCAAAGGCACCAUCCGGGAAAUUGUCCUGCCCAAGGGCCUCGACCUGGACCGGCCCAAGCGGACCCGCACGUCCUUCACGGCGGAGCAGCUGUACCGCCUGGAGAUGGAGUUCCAGCGUUGCCAGUACGUGGUGGGCCGCGAGCGCACUGAGCUGGCCCGCCACCUGAACCUCUCUGAGACCCAGGUGAAGGUCUGGUUCCAGAACCGCCGCACCAAGCAGAAGAAAGACCGGAGCAGAGACCUGGAGAAGCUGGCGUCCUCCUCGGCCUCCAAGGCCUUCGCCACCUCCAACAUCCUGCGGCUGCUGGAGCAGGGCCGGCUGCUGUCCGUGCCCAGGGCCCCCAGCCUCCUGGCACUAAUCCCCAGCCCACCGGGCCUGCCUGCUGACCACAGGGGCACCCCCAUGAAUGACCCCAGGAACUCCUCCCCGUGCCUCAGCCUGUUCACCUUGGCCUCAGGGUCACCCCCACUGCAGCCCCUUCCACCAGCCCUCUGCCUUUCCACUGCCCCGCUCCUGGACAUGGCUACCGGCUACGAACUGGGCUCCUCAGCCUUUGAGCCCUACAGCCGGCUAGAGUGGGGAAAAGACAGCCCCUGCGGCAGCAAGAAAGCUAAUGCUUAAGCCUCCACCCACAUGUGAUAUGGAGUCCCCACAUAGCACCACCCCCGCCUCCUGCCCCCCACUGGACUGCCCUGAGCAGACCCCAGUGGAGGGGAGGCAGCCUCGUGUCCUGCCUCCCACCCCCAGCUCAGAGACUGACCAGAUGGCCUUGUCCUGCAGCCUGUGUGUGAGUGCAGUGUGAGUGCACCUCUCCCUGAAAUAAAAGGAAAAAGAUCACAAGAAGGGAAAUGGAGUCCCCAAAGCACUGCCACUGCCCCUCAACCCUCUGUCCCCCUCUCCUCACUGGAAGGUAACUGGGCUGAGGUCAGGGGGACCUCUGAUCAUUGGGGGCAGAAGCUGGGACCAUGUUUCCAGUUCCAGGGGGGAUAUGGAACCUCAGACAUGGGUUAUCAAGCACCUGGCUCCCACUCUCACUUAGAGCUCCCAUCUGGGUUCACGUUUGUUGGUUAAGCAAUGACUUUUGCAAGUUCCUGUUUCCAACCUUAAACUAUUUGAGUGGGGGAACGUGAAGUCCUUGGAGAGGGUGGAUGAUGAAAGGGGAGGGCAGGACCCAGAGAGCCAGAGGAAGGCAUCAAAGGUAAACCGGCCAGACCCCACAUGCAUUAGAGGACCUGCCUUCCAAGGGCAACCACUAGAAACAA